AUGAUUUUUUUCCGCUAUCAGAUGUUCAGAUUCAUUUGGCUUGCCAGGCCAACUGGCCGGUACCUUCACAAAGAUCACCAGCUUUGGGCACCUCUGACUCUUGCUGACUUUGAAGCCAUAAAUCGCUGUGAGAGAUCAUUGCCUAAAAACUUUAACUUUGCUGGGGAUGUGCUGGACCAGUGGUCCCAAAAAGAAAAGACAGGAGAGAGACCAGCCAACCCAGCCCUAUGGUGGGUGAAUGGCAAAGGGGCUGAGGUGAAAUGGAGCUUUGAAGAACUGGGCUCCUUGUCCCGAAAAGCUGCCAACGUGCUCAUCAAGCCCUGUGGCCUAAAGAGAGGAGACCGAGUGGCUGUGAUUCUGCCCCGUAUCCCAGAGUGGUGGCUUAUAAACGUGGCUUGUAUGCGAACAGGGCUGGUCUUCAUGCCAGGAACAACCCAGCUGACAGCAAAAGACAUUCUCUAUCGGCUGCGAGCAUCCAAAGCCAAGUGUGUUGUGGUCAGUGAGGAGGUGGUCCCAGCAGUGGAGUCCAUCAUGUCAGAGUGUCCUGACUUAGAGACCAAACUCCUGGUGUCUCCACACAGCCAGAACGGGUGGCUCAGCUUCCAGGAAUUAUUUCAUUGCUUCUCCAUAUCACUUAGGUAUUGGCUAGACCUGAAGUCCUCAGAUAUCAUAUGGAACAUGUCUGACACUGGCUGGAUCAAGGCUGCCAUUGGCAGUGUGUUUUCAUCCUGGCUUCAGGGAGCGUGUGUCUUUGUACAUCGGAUGGCCCAGUUUGACACCGACACUUUCUUAGAUACGCUCACCACUUAUCCCAUCACGACCCUGUGCAGCGCUCCCACUGUGUACCGGAUGCUUGUGCAAAAAGACCUUAAAAGAUAUAAAUUCAAGAAGCUACGGCACUGCUUGACAGGAGGGGAGCCACUCAACCCCGAGGUGCUGGAACAGUGGAAGGCACAAACUGGACUGGAACUGUAUGAGGGCUACGGACAGACAGAAGUGGGAAUAAUUUGUGCCAAUCAGAAAGGACAAGAAAUUAAACUGGGUUCAAUGGGCAAAGGAGUACAACCCUAUGAUGUCCAGAUUAUAGAUGAAAAUGGCAACGUCCUACCACCUGGCAAAGAAGGGGAAAUUGCCCUCAGACUACAGACUACACGGCCUUUCUGUUUCUUCUCUGAAUAUGUGGACAAUCCAGAGAAAACUGCUGCCACGAUAAGAGGGAAUUUUUAUGUCACUGGAGACAGAGGAGUGAUGGACAGUGAUGGGUAUUUCUGGUUUGUUGGUAGAGCUGAUGAUGUCAUCAUAUCCUCUGGGUACCGUAUUGGGCCAUUUGAAGUGGAGAGUGCACUAAUCGAGCACCCAGCAGUUGUUGAAUCAGCUGUUGUCAGUAGUCCAGAUCCAAUCAGAGGAGAGGUAGUGAAAGCUUUUGUUGUCUUAUCUGCACCCUUUAAAUCAUCCAACCCAGAGAAAUUAACUCUUGAACUUCAGGAUCAUGUGAAAAAAUCAACUGCACCUUACAAAUAUCCAAGAAAGGUGGAAUUUGUUCCAGAACUCCCAAAGACAAUCACUGGGAAAAUCAAACGCAACGUUUUGAGAGACCAUGAAUGGGGUAGAACAUAG
Puma concolor (puma) is the source of this 1617-nucleotide messenger RNA. The record is from RefSeq and is a predicted model, not a curated record. NCBI's taxonomy places the organism in Eukaryota, Metazoa, Chordata, Mammalia, Carnivora, Felidae.